This is a messenger RNA of Leishmania major strain Friedlin, 426 nucleotides long. RefSeq names its product ubiquinol-cytochrome-c reductase-like protein. Gene Ontology annotation, biological process: mitochondrial electron transport, ubiquinol to cytochrome c. Bases 1 to 426 code for a protein of 141 amino acids. The record is from RefSeq and is a predicted model, not a curated record. Lineage: Eukaryota; Euglenozoa; Kinetoplastea; Trypanosomatida; Trypanosomatidae. The transcript has a single exon.
AUGAACCACCACCCGAUGUACUCCAACCCCUCUUCCUCGUUUUUCCGUCCCCAUUUCGUCUCCGCUUUCCUCCCCACUAACAACCUGUGCGGCGGCCCCGCAAACGGGACACUGUCACUGCCUCACGGCGAUGGUGUUUGCGCAGCCCACGGCGCAGCUCUUUUUGAUUCGCCCACAUUUCAGGAGUCCACCGGCCCUUUCAACUGCCCCGCCAUGGCGUCCGAUCCGGUAGACAUCAAGCUGGACCUCGAGAAGGAGUGCCUGGCGAACGAGUGCGUCAAGAAGGUGGGGGCAUACAACGCGUGCUUGGAGCGCAUCAAGACUGUCAGCCCCGAGAAGGAGCCGCACUGCUACAACCAGUACUUUGCCAUCGUGCACUGCGUAGACGUGUGCGUCGACCCGAAGCUGUGGCCGACACUCAAGUAA